GCCACAACCGCCAAAAAUGCCAAAACCUUCAAAAAUUCCCCAUUUCUUCACCAGGCAAUCCUUCCGCCGCUCUGGAAUGUUUUUUCAUUCUCCAUUGCAAAAACCAGUCCAACCGCGAAGGCGUUCAACACUUGGACAGCCAGAUGUUGCUGUUGAGGCAGCGCUUAGACAGCAACUGGCUGAAGUAUUUUCACCUCAAUCUUUGCUUAAAGUGGAGGUUCUGGAACCUGAAGAUGGUCAAUCCAACGAAUCCACCCCUCUCCUCUUACAAAUGGAAGAACAAGAUACCCAAAACAAUAACCUCCCUCAGCAACAACAAAUCCCCCCUUCAAUCCUCGUUUCCUCCUCCUCAAUGGAAAAAAGUAUUUCCUCACAAGAAUUGGCAGGAAUGGCAAAUUUAGCUAAUAAUAAUAAUUUAAAUAUAAAUAAAAAACAUCGAACAAGCAACAGUAAAGUAUUCCCUAAUACAGCAACAUCUACACAAACUGUUAGAACUAUAGUGCUUAGAAGGCCUACAAUUACAAUACAGGAAGAUGGGCGUAUUCUGAUUGACAAUAUAACGGCACGUUGGGAAGGGUUUCCAAUGCCUAAACAACAAAAUUUGUUGGAUGGAGAUGAUGUAGGGACUCUGUUAACCUCUCAACUUGAGGGAGAUGAGGAGGGGAAAGCACCGUUAACUUGCACUCAAAAAAUUAUUAAGUACAUCAAAAUCCUCGUGCCACACAUUGUACUAGUUGCUGUCCUUAUUGGCUACCUAUGCCUAGGUGCAAGUAUACUUCAGGCCUUAGAAACUCGAACAGAAUUGGUAGCACGUUCUCGAAAACUUGUUCGGCUUAAUAAUAUGAUAGAGAAUUUUACUAUAGAAAGCUGGAAAAUUUUCGGAAGCAACAAAACAAUAAAUAAUCCGGAAAACUGGGCUAUUGUGAGGCCGAUCCAACAAGAACUUCUAGCUCCGGAACGCCUUGAUAAUAUUCACAACAAAUGGACCUUUCCUACAGCUUUGCUCUAUGUGUUAACUGUGUUAACAACUUGUGGAUAUUCUGAGGUCUCGGUGAAUACAGAUGUCGGAAAAAUAUUUUCUGUUAUAUUUGCACUAGUUGGUAUUCCCCUUAUGUUCAUAACUGCAGCAGAUAUUGGAAAAUUUCUUUCUGAUACGCUUUUAAGAAUUAUAGCUGAAUGGAAGUUGAUGACUAGAAGAGUGAAACGGAUAGCCUACGAUUUGUUUUAUGCUCAGAAAAGUGGGAAGCUUAGACGGAAGUCUCUGCAAUCCAUUAGUGUGUCGCUUGGAGCUCUUGAAUUGGCAGAUAUUGGCUCAAAGGAUGAUACAAAUUUGUGGUUUCCUAUAGGUGCCUAUGUUCUAUGUAUUUGUGUUUAUUGCUCAUUCGGCUCAAUUAUGUUUAUGAAUUGGGAGGAAAAAUGGUCUUUCAUUCAUUCUUUCCAUUUUGGAUUUAAUCUUAUUGUUACUGUUGGGUCUGUUUUGGAUAUUUAA
Meloidogyne enterolobii is the source of this 1489-nucleotide messenger RNA. NCBI's taxonomy places the organism in Eukaryota, Metazoa, Nematoda, Chromadorea, Rhabditida, Meloidogynidae. The record is from the annotation of a GenBank genome assembly.